This is a messenger RNA of Doryrhamphus excisus (bluestripe pipefish), 5762 nucleotides long. It is a transcript of the gene marchf8, whose product is annotated as membrane-associated ring finger (C3HC4) 8. The record is from RefSeq and is a predicted model, not a curated record. Gene Ontology annotation, molecular function: zinc ion binding. Lineage: Eukaryota; Metazoa; Chordata; Actinopteri; Syngnathiformes; Syngnathidae.
GGGCGUUUCUUUAUUGGUGGGUGUUUCUUUAAACGGCAUUGACUUCCCUGCAUGUGUGCCCGGCUGUUUGAUUGACAGCAACCCCUGCCUAUCACACAGCACACAGUCACACCCACCCACACACACAGCCUGUGACCUGCCCUCAUGAUAGCCUCCACUGUGUGUUGUCUGCUCUCCUCAGAACAAGAUUUUAGACGCAUGUUUGAAAAUUGGUGGCUGUCGAUCAGAAAUGCGAGUCAAUUUGCGGAACAUUAAAAUGUGGGACAGUCCCGCACAAAUCAGGAAUUAUGGUCACCCUAGUGUAGCAUGAUAUGAAAUCCUCGAACCACAGCCUCGAACUGUGAUUGGUCAGUUGGUAAAAUGAUUUCCUGGGUGACAAAUUCAGAGGGCAGCCAGACAACAUCUCCGAUUUCAGCUCAACAGUUGCAAUAAGCCUUUGCGGCCUGCAGUCUUUGAUUUUUAACGAUAUCGGGGAGGAUUCAAAUUUACACAGGGUUGGCAGGCCUGGAAUUAUGUACAUUUUAACGAUAACUGUGUCCAGCAGAUAAGACAACUCAUCUUUUUGUAAUUGUAAUCUACCAGUUGCUAUUAGGCUUACCCUGCAAACCUGAUUAAAAAUGAAGUCAACAACUAUAUCUUUCCAAGUGCAUGUCUUUAAAAAGAGCUGUUAUAUUCAGUGGCAUCUUAGAUGUUUUGAUGGGUUUUAUAGUCGAAAGAGGUGGGUCUCGUUAUGUGCUACCACAUGGAUUUUGGAUGGACAAAAUAAAAAAAAUAGAUCAGUUUUUCCUUUAAACUAAAACUGUAGAUACAAGCACCCAAUGAUUUAAAAGUGAAAAUAAUAGAAAUUGUCAGGGGUGUCCACAUUUUUAAAUACCACUGUAUGAGAAUUUGGGGUCAUGUUUGCCCUUUAAUGGAGCUGUCAGCAAGAGCAACAAAGCAAAACCACUGGCAUAUUUGCAGUAAGCCUCUUGGUUGGUGCACCCGGGAGUAACCUUCCCUCUGAUUGGGCGACACAGAUGGAGGCUCACAACAGAUUUGGUGGCUGACUUUUUUUGUUUUAAGAGGUUCAGUUGGAGGCUGCUGCACGUGCAUGCAAGUGUGAAGUGGACGAGCUUAUUGGAGGGAUGAGGUGGAGGAAGGGAGGAGGGGGUAAUAUAAGGUUAAGCUUUGGGUGCAGAAGAGAGGGAGUCUAUUUAAAGGAAACCACCUCCCUGCUCAUGAAUGAUUCAACAACAGUACGCCCCUCCCCCAUGUCAUCAAGAUCAGCUGGAGGAAGAAUUGGCUCGGCCAAUGGGAUUACACUGCCGGAUUCUGUGUGUGUGUGUGUGUGUGUUUAUACACACACACACACACACAGCUGAGAGUGUGCAAGCCAGGACAAGCAGCAGCAGCAGCUUCUGUGUUUGUGUGCAGAAAAUGUAGGCCAGCCGUCUAUUUUCCCUCCCUCUGUCAUCUCUCUCGCUCUCUACCCUUUUCUCCCCUCUGUCUUUUUAUUUGCUAGCUGAGUUUGCCAUAGCUGCAGUCGCCACGGUGACGGCUGCCAUUGUUGCCGCAGCUCCACUUCCGUAUUUACCGAGGCUCGUCUCUCUCCAUCUUCCAUCACUGUGCAUCUCUGCUCGCCAUGAGGAUUUCUAUAGGGGUCAUGUAACCUCCCUGAGGAACUACAGUUUGCAUCGGUGUGUGCGUGUGUGUACGUGCUUGUGUAUGUGUGAGAGCGAGAGAAAGGUGCGCUUCAGGGUCCAGCCAUGAAUUCCUGUUGGAAAAUCAAGAUUCAGAAUGAAAAACCUUUGGGUCAUUCAGCGAGCAGAUCCAGCAAUAUAUCCAAGGCGGGAAGCCCGACUUCUGUGAACGCCCCAUCUAGCUUCUCAAGAACAUCCGUCUCUCCCUCCAGCCAAGACAUCUGCAGCAGUGCAGAUCAGGGGUGUCAGAAGCGGACCACUGUUGUUUUCUUGGCUCCUAACGGUAAAAGCUAUGAAGGUUCUGGAGGUACAGUGACCACCAUCUGCUCAGAUCCGCCACCUGUCCUCAAGCAACGAGACUGGCUCUCACUGCUGCGUCCGUCCUCAGUCAACAUUCGCCCUCACGGUUCGCUUCGCUUUUCUGUGUCACUCAACGACGUGGGCCAGCGUGUGGACAGCCUUUAUCGUGGUCUGAACUUUAUCGACCGCACCUGCUCUGAGGGAGAGCUGGAGUUGAAGCCCCUGCCCGCUCAGCCUGGGGGCUCUGAUCCAAGGGCGGCAGACAACCAAAAAAAUGGAACAUCGAGUCCGGCCUUCUUAACACAGCACCACCCUGUCACCUCUUUCACUAACAACUACAAAUAUAUGUUGAGCCUCCCAAUUAAUAACCACCAUCUAUCAAAUGCCGUCCCACCCAUCCGUCCUCCUCCCCCUCCACUACCCCCUGACCAACCCCAUCGCUCUCCAAGCUCCAACUUCCUCCGCCUGCUCCUCCCAUUCUCCCAAUCCUCAACCUCCGAGCUGGAUGGCUACACUUCUCACCUUCAUAUCAACAAGUCCUCCAGCGCCUUCUUGGAAGGCAACGAGUUGGAGUUUGCAUCAGAGGAGCUACCGGCGGAAGACGGCCUCACAGAGAACCGUUGCACUCGCCCUCCACGACUAACAAGCACAGCUGAGAAGAGCGCCACUCAUCUGGCACCCUUGUGCUACAUGGAUGAGGACAGCGACCUGGACCGCUGCCCGUCCCCUUUGUCAGCGAAAACUGAACCACAGUCCCCAUAUUCACAGUCUGGCGACUGCUGCAGGAUCUGUCACUGCGAAGGCGACGACGAGAGUCCGCUGAUCACGCCGUGUCACUGCACGGGCAGCCUGCGCUUCGUGCACCAGUCAUGUCUCCAGCAGUGGAUCAAGAGCUCCGACACUCGCUGCUGUGAGCUCUGCAAGUACGAGUUUAUCAUGGAGACCAAGCUGAAACCUUUACGCAAGUGGGAGAAGCUUCAGAUGACGGCGAGCGAGAGAAGGAAGAUCAUGUGCUCGGUCACCUUCCACGUCAUCGCCAUCACGUGUGUGGUUUGGUCGCUCUACGUGCUCAUCGACAGGACGGCGGAUGAAAUCAAGCAAGCCCGGAGUAUCCCAGGCAUCAUGGAGUGGCCCUUCUGGACCAAGCUGGUGGUGGUGGCCAUCGGCUUCACGGGCGGACUGGUGUUCAUGUAUGUGCAGUGCAAGGUCUACAUCCACCUAUGGAGGAGACUCAAGGCCUACAACCGUGUCAUCUACGUCCAGAACAGGCCGGACUCGUGUAAAAAACUGGCGCUGGAGAAGCCCCCCCUCUUGGAGCCCAGCGUGGACAACAAGGAGACUCUCGCCCCCGCCUUGUCGGAGACAAACUCCUCCCACUAUACAGAGACUGAAGACUACAGUAUGGAGGUCCUCCAUGUGUGACCUUUUUCCAGGUUGAUGUCCUCUAAGACAAAUUGUGGUCUGGAUGUUUUUCCUGUCUGGAUUCUGGUUUUAGGGACUUCUAUAGAAGCCUGCAACACACACACACACACACACACACACACACACUUAUAAUUUUUUUGGUGUUUGCUUUUGAUAAGAGUCCUGGACCAAAUCUGUUGUGGAUCUGGAUCGCAGUCCAUCUUUUGCUCCAACCCAACUCAACCAACCCACCAGACUGUCUGAUCUGCAUUGAAGCACUUUUGUUGUUUUUUUUUUUUUAGCUCCGCAAAAGCAUCCUUUCUUCUUUUGUCUUAUUUUUCUACAAGAAGGAGGUCUCACUCGGGUGUGCUUUUAUUUCUUAACACAUCUUCUCACGGAUGUCACUGGAGAAAAACAGUUGAAUAUGAUGUGAAUUCCAAUUGAUUCAAUUCUUUUACUUUUGGCUCAGGCACAUCACUUUCUUGCACAUGUUGGAAAAUCCAUCCACGUACAGUAUUUAUUUAAACCAUCACAAACUUUCCGAAGGCUUUGAGGAUGUUUUUUUUUUUAAAGAUAUGAAAACAACAUCUUUUACUGGUCCUUUUCAUUGAAAUGUGUGCGAUUAGAAGGCGUUAUAUUUACAUGACCAUAAUGUAUCUUCUUCAUCCGCAGGCUGUUCUUUCAGCUUUUUAAGACGCGAUUCCACACUGGCAUAGUUAUGAAAAAUAUUCAACAUUAUACGGUAAUAGAUACAUUAUACUGUCAUGUAAACAUAUUGCCAUGUUUGUUCCAUGUGCAGUUUUUAAAAGAAAUCCUCCGCUGCCUUACCUGCCUAUCUGUCAUCCUACUACGUGUGCGCUUAGAUUGAAACCUGAUGGAAACAUUGCACAUUAAAGCCAUCCUUAAUGUUAUUCCAUCAAUAAGUUGGCCUUGGUCGCCAUCUAUGUCCAACUGCAUGAGGGAAGUGGCUUCCAUUCUACUGCAAAGUGUCUCAAAUUUUUUUUUGGUCCUCCAAUUUUUUGGGGGGAGUCCUCCAUGUAGCGGGAUUUAUACAGGGCAUGGAAGUGUAAAGCUAUACUAAAAAAUAUGGUCGCAUAGUAUCACACAUUUAUAUCCCAAUGUUGAUUGUAUCACUUUUUUCUUUUUCUUCCAAGGUUUGGGUAAUGAAAUUCAAGUCAAUUAUUCAUUUUGAUAAAUAUCUUAUCUCCUAUUAAUACUGAAGUUCAUUCACAUGAUCUCUCGUCAGCGCCCUCGGGUGGUGGGAAGCUGAAUGUGCACAAAGGCAGCGUUUGAUUUCCAACUGGUAUUUUUUUGUUUGUUUUUAGUGUCUGAAUCAUGUGAGAGUCAACCUUCACAGCCAUUCCACAAACGUUUUAAAAUGUUCUUUAUGAUACAAUAACUACUGCCUGGGAGGAGCAACAUAUUUGCUAAUUACUGCUCAGCAGCAAUAAAUAAAAUCAGAGCUUUUGUUGUUGUUUUUCUUUUUGUUUUAGCAGUGCAAACUAUUUGUGUAGACGUCUCAUGGUGGUGGCUUCACAUUUUGAAGGAUUUUUAUUUUUACUUUUUUGCAUCCUGUUGGAGUCAUUUCUUUGCAACUUCUCUCGAGGCUCGGUGCAAUUAGAUUUUUCAAAAAAAAAGUGCAAUUACCCUGUAUGUUGUUGAUCUAUUCUAUACUUAUUUACUGUGUUUAUUGGCUGUCCGAUGAUCUCCAUGUUUUGUUUGUGUUGUAUUUAUUUUUAAAGAAUUGACUCAUUAAAGUCCUCUUGCUUUUUUUUCUUUAGGAAUUUUAUGCAUCUUACAUUUUUCCCCCCAAGGCACAACAGCUUUUUGACUGUUUAAAAAAAAAAAGCUUAUUAACGAAACGGUUUUAACAUGGACACUGAACUAGACUAUGUCAUGUAUUUUCAUGCUUUAAAAAACAACCUUAAAAUGGAUGAUAGCGUGUAGAAUGUGCUUUUUUUAUGGGAGCUGGCUCCUUUUCAUUAAGUCUUGACUCAAUCUUUCCUCUUUAUUUUCCUGUUUAUUGAGACAAAGCUUAUUUCUCAGCGUCGGACAUGUACUUUGCUGCUGUAACUUGUCAUGUCUGUCCGGGGAGGACAAAAAUGUAACUUGCAUAACGGCUACUUUUGUUUACUACUGACUGGACUUGAACAUUUCUAACGACUGUUUCCGUGUCGACAAUAUCAUUCCACAAGUUUGUCUGUGAACUUUACUUUGGAAUAGUGAUUUUAAAAAGUUAUUUCAAAAAUGUAAAAAAAAAAUUGUCCUGUUUUUAAGAUAAACUCUUGAUGUGUUUCUUGUUUCCAUGUUUGAACAAAGUAUGUAGAAUUUAAAAUGAACAACCAAAUAAAAGUCAACAUGCUUUUACAACCUUUGCAGUUU